AGCAAGGGUUGGAAUUUGCAACAUAUGCCGACGUUUGUUUGUUUUUUGUUUAUUUGUUUCCGUUUUGUUUUCGUUUUUGAGAAGCGUGACGUUUGGGGCGUUCGCGUGUCCGCCCGUUAUAUAAACCCCGGCGACCCAAACUACCACGAGCGCCAGCGAGCAGAGGAGAGCGCCGCGGUGACAUCACAAACCCAGGCAGCAGCUUGUAGUUGUAGCUCAGCUAGCUAGCUGCUCUGCCCGCCUCAGCGUCAGCUCGCUCGGCUGCACCUGGACAUCAGCAGCAGCAGCCGCAAGGCCACGCUCCCUCGCGCAAGGCAGGCAGGAUGAUGCUCGCGUACAUGGACCGCGCGGCGGCGGCGGCCGAGCCGGAGGACGCCGGGGAGGCGGCGGGCGUGGCGGCCGGGUGCGCGGCGGCGGCGACGGACUUCGGCGGGCUGGUGAGCGCCAUGCCGGCGGCGGUGGUCCGCCCCGCGAGCGCGGAGGACGUGGCGAGCGCCAUCCGCGCGGCAGCGCGGACGGCGGGGCUCACCGUGGCCGCCCGCGGGAACGGGCACUCGGUGGCCGGGCAGGCGACGGCGGAGGGCGGGCUGGUCCUGGACAUGCGCGCGCUGGCGCUGUCCCGCCGCCCGCAGAUGCAGCUGGUGGGCGGGUGCCCCGGCGGCGGUGGCGGCGGCGUGGACGGGCCGUUCUUCGCCGACGUCCCCGGCGGCGCGCUCUGGGAGGAGGUGCUCCACUGGGGCGUCAAGACCCACGGCCUGGCCCCGGCGUCGUGGACCGACUACCUCCGCCUCACCGUCGGCGGCACGCUCUCCAACGGCGGCGUGAGCGGGCAGUCCUUCCGCUACGGGCCGCAGGUGUCCAACGUGGCGGAGCUGGAGGUGGUGACCGGCGACGGCGAGUGCCGCGUGUGCUCGCCGUCGUGCCACCCGGACCUCUUCUUCGCGGUGCUGGGCGGGCUGGGGCAGUUCGGGGUCAUCACCCGCGCCCGCAUCCCGCUGCGGCGGGCGCCCGCGCGGGUGCGGUGGGCGCGCGCCGUGUACGCGAGCUUCGCCGAGUACGCGGCGGACGCCGAAUGGCUGGUGACGCGCGGCCCCGGCGCGGCGGCCUUCGACUACGUGGAGGGCUUCGCCUUCGCCAACAGCGACGACCCCGUCAACGGGUGGCCGGCCGUGCCCAUCCCCGGCGGCGCCCGCUUCGACCCGGCCCUCCUCCCCCCCGGCGCCGGCCCCGUGCUCUACUGCCUGGAGGUGGCCCUGAACCGGUACCCCGACGACGAGGACAAGGCGGCGGAGGAGGCCGUGAGGCGGAUGAUGGCGCCGCUGAAGCACGUGCGGGGGCUGGAGUUCGCGGCGGACGUCGGGUACGUGGAGUUCCUGUCCCGCGUGAACCGGGUGGAGGAGGAGGCCCGGCGCAACGGCAGCUGGGACGCGCCGCACCCCUGGCUCAACCUCUUCGUCUCCGCCCGCGACAUCGCCGACUUCGACCGCUCCGUCAUCAAGGGCAUGCUCGCCGACGGCAUCGACGGGCCCAUGCUCAUCUACCCCAUGCUCAAGAGCCAGUGGGACCCCAACACGUCGGUGGCGCUGCCGGAGGGCGAGAUCUUCUACCUGGUGGCGCUGCUGCGCUUCUGCCGCGCCGGCGGGCCGGCGGUGGACGAGCUGGUGGCGCAGAACGGCGCCAUCCUCCGCGCGUGCCGCGCCAACGGGUACGACCACAAGGCCUACUUCCCCAGCUACCGCGGCGAGGCCGAGUGGGCGCGCCAUUUCGGCGCCGCCAGGUGGAGGCGCUUCGUGGAGCGCAAGGCCCGCUACGACCCGCUGGCGAUCCUCGCGCCGGGCCAGAAGAUCUUCCCCAGGGCCCCGGCGACCUCCGUCGCCGUGCAGCUGUAGCGGGGAUCGGGGGAGGACCAGCGAUCGAUCGCCCCCGGGGUAAUGAUGGUGAUUGCGCCGCCGCUGAUCCUGGUGAUGAUGGGCGAUCGAGGAGGGAAGGGCUACCGCGGGGGCCGUGGCGAUCGAUCGAGCAGGGCAAUGAUGGCGAUCGGGCCACCGUUAGGUGCGUCCGGCCGAUCUUGGGGGGUGGCUGGCUGCCUGCCGCCCAAAGGGAUUGGCGUGCGUGCGUGCGUGCGUGUGUUGUGCUCCGUGGAGAUCUGCAUGAAUUUUCCAUGGAGGAAACGGAAAAAAACAAGUAUGAAGGCGCAGAGGAAAACGAAAGCUGCGGCCUUUUCCUCCCCCA
Molecule: messenger RNA, 2232 nt
Organism: Panicum virgatum (switchgrass)
Lineage: Eukaryota; Viridiplantae; Streptophyta; Magnoliopsida; Poales; Poaceae
Product: cytokinin dehydrogenase 11-like
Exons: 3
Coding region: 324-1889 (521 amino acids)
Biological process (GO): cytokinin metabolic process
Molecular function (GO): FAD binding; cytokinin dehydrogenase activity
Source: RefSeq, a predicted model, not a curated record